UCGGGCGACGUCAGUUCAUAACGACAUGGCGUUUUGGAAAGAGUGGAAGGAAGUCAUCUGGUUCAGUCCAAAAGACGAAGAGGAUGCAUCUGCCCAGCAGCCAAAGAAAAAGAAGAAGAAGGCCAGGAAUGCUAAUCGGGAAGAAGAUGAUGAAACAAUGGACGACAAUUCUACUCAAAUAAACAUGACGUGGAAGGAUUUUCUGCUGCUGGAUAAUCGGAUGCGCAUAGUCUACGUCGUCCUUCUCUGCGUCCUGCUGGGCCUUAUCUUGCCCAUCAUCAUCAGUUACUACCUGGGCGAGUACCAAGCCGAUUUGGGUAAUUGCAACACCCCGACGCUAAACAGGUUCGAGUGCAUGUCGGGAUCGAAUGUGCAGCUGAGCAAAUCGGCUUGCGAAUCGGCUGGAUGCUGCUGGAAUUCCGGAAGCGGAUCGCCAAAAUGUUACCACAGUAAUCCGACGAGGUACACGUACAAGGUGGACAAUGUUGUGGAAGCGCUGGAUUACAAGAUGGUGGUGGAUGUGAGGCCGGAGCGUCGAUCCUCCGACAUGUUCGGCAACGUCAUGCCGACGGCCAGAAUUGUCGUCAGGGCCGUCAACCGCGAUCAUCUCAUCGUCCAGAUGAUCGCACCCGGCCAAUUUGAAGACGAUUCCUUCCGGCUGGUGACGGCAGACGAGCAGACGCCAUUCAGCCAAACGGAUUUCCAAGUCAGCGUCACCACCGAGAAGAAAACUUCUUUCGCCAUCGUCGUCAAGCGGGCCAGCACGGGCGAGGUGCUCCUCGAUACGUCCUACGGUCCGUUGGCCAUCACCGACGAGUACGUGGAAAUGUCGACGACCGUGCCCAGCGAAUUCAUUUACGGGCUGGGCCAGGGAGAGCGGCGCCAGUCGUUCAAGCGGAAUUUCGCCAAUUACGGGAAAACGGCCCUGUACAACCGGCAGAAAGCCGAUAGCUACCACCCACUUUUCAUGUCCGUCUCUCCUACCAGCGGACUUUUUCACGGCGUCUUUUGGGACAAUUCUUUUCCCGUUGAAAUCCAGUUCUCGCCAAUUCCCGCCGUUUCCUUCCGCUCCAUGGGCGGCAGCGGAGUGCUUCACAUUCUUGCCGGACCCACUCCGGCCGCUGUUUCCCUACAGUACAGGCGUGACAUUAUCGGCUUGCCCAGUCCCAUGCCGCCGUUCUGGUCAUUGGGAUUCCACCUAUGUCGGGAGAACGACGAUCCCGAGGCCAGUCAGAACACCAUCAGGGAAAUGGUCAACUCCGGCAUCGGGUUCGAUUCCGAUUGCAUCGAUUUGCGGCUGUCCGGGCCCGGAAUGGGUUCCGCCGACCUGGGACGAUUCCCGCUGGCAGCGGAACAUCGUGAGCGGCUCCGUGAUCAGGGCAAGAAAUUUGUCCUGUCGCAACCACCCCACGUCCAGGACGUCGAACAGUUCCCAGGCGCUUCGUGGAUCCUCCACAAUCGGACGGUCAACAGUUCGACGAUCGUCGACUACGAGACGGGCGUCCGUUUGGAUUCGACCGUCUACUAUCCGAGUUAUCCUUUCACCGGUCAACUGACGGACAGAUGGGACGCCAUGCUCCAGCCGGAAGGUUUCAAUUUUCUGGACAAUUGGCCGUCAAACGACGCCAAAACGGCAUGCGCCUCCACCGACCGUCCGAGAUCUUUCAUUCCCGAAGCCCUUCGUUCCGGCAUCACCAACAACUCGAUUUGCCUGGACGCUUUCCACCCGACCCAGGAGCUGGAACACUUGGCAGUUCACAAUCAUUACGGCAUCCAGCACCUACAGUCCUUCGUGGAUCAAGCCUACAGUUACCGGUUCUUGUACUUGAAUCGAGCGGCCGCUUUAGGCAAUUUGGGACACGCAGGAUCCCCCGGUGACGACUUAACCGCCAAUUGGGCAUCCAUGAAAAUGGCUCUCGUCCAGGUUAUGGAAAUGGGACUGUUUGGAGUACCGUUGUCCGGCUCUCCCAUUUGCGGCACCUACAACAGCAGCCUGGUCAUCGACAAUUUGUCGGAAGUGAAGGAGGAACAACUGUGCAUCCGGUGGUAUCAAAUGGGAAUGAUGUUACCGUUUGCCCAUUCAAUGACCAAGUUAAAUCAACGGGCUCGUUCCCCUGUCGACUGGUCCCUAAACACCCGCAGGCUCGUGGCCGGAUACAUCCAGCAGCGCUACAGAUUGUUGCCCUAUUUCUACUCUCUUUUCUACCAGGCCAACACCCAAGGAACACCAGUUGUGCGGCCGAUGUGGUACCAAUUCCCAAAGGACAAUGAAACGUACACGCUGAACGAACAGUUUAUGAUCGGCGAGAGUCUUAUGGUCUGCCCGGUCAUGGUCCAAGACGAUACAGAGACCAACACCGCCAUCACCGUUUACUUCCCAUCCGGAACUUGGUACGAUUAUUACAAUGGAGACUGCGUUCAUUCCGGUGAAGGAGAUAGUGCUGUCGUCACGACCGGACUCAAUCAUCUCAACAUGUUUGUCGUCAACAGUUCCGUUUUCGUUACUCAGGAACCGGGAGCCUCUGCCGAGAAAACGCGUAGGAAUCCCUACACGGUCACGACCGCCUUUCCAAUCUCCUCCACCGCUUCCGGAUGGCUAUACGUCGACGAUGGAAUGACGGCCGACCAAGCUGCUCACGAUUUGAUUCAAUUCACUUUUACCAGCGACGGAACUUUUACGAUGGAGCGAGUUCAUUUCGGAUUCCAGGGUUCGGAGGAAAUUUCAACGACCGUCAACACCCUUCGCAUAUUUGGGUUGGAAUUAAAAAGUGAACAAAUCCCUGCCGAAGCCACUUACAAUCCUUACACCAAAGUCCUCGAAUUCAACCAGCUCAACUACGACUGGCAUCAAAAUGACUUUUACAGUUUGAAUUUCAUUAUCAAUUCGUAAUUCGUAUUAAAUAUUAUUAUUUUCUUUA
Molecule: messenger RNA, 2918 nt
Organism: Daphnia pulex (common water flea)
Lineage: Eukaryota; Metazoa; Arthropoda; Branchiopoda; Diplostraca; Daphniidae
Product: maltase-glucoamylase, intestinal-like
Exons: 7
Coding region: 26-2890 (954 amino acids)
Biological process (GO): carbohydrate metabolic process
Molecular function (GO): carbohydrate binding; alpha-1,4-glucosidase activity
Source: RefSeq, a predicted model, not a curated record